Schistosoma mattheei is the source of this 1590-nucleotide messenger RNA. NCBI's taxonomy places the organism in Eukaryota, Metazoa, Platyhelminthes, Trematoda, Strigeidida, Schistosomatidae. The record is from the annotation of a GenBank genome assembly.
CUCAUAUAUAAAGAUUAAUCUAUGCUUAAUUGUUACAAAACACCUUUUUACGUGUCAACACAAAGGAUAUGGAAGUUUUUCAAAGGAUUUAAUAAAGAUAUUCUGUUUUACACAAAAUGAUAUUCAGUAUGAAGUAGAAUGAUUAAUUUUAAAGUGAUGAUAUAUCUGUGAUAUUUGUCAUGACAACAUACAAAAUAUAAAGGAUUUUUAUUUAUUUCUAUAAAAGAUAAUACAUAAAUAAUUAUUAUUUCAUCAAUGAAAUAUCCUAAACUAUUUAUUCAUUAUUUAUAUAUACUGACAAUUUUCGAAUCUAUUUUAUUCAAAAUAGAAUCAUUGAACUUCAAUGUACCAAAUUACAAAAUUAUUUAUAUUGAUGAUUUCAUUUCUCAUCCUAAAUGGAUGUCAACACAUAAGAGUUUUACUUUCCCAAAGAAGAGUCGUAUAGUUCAAAUAUCUGUUCAUUCAUCGUCAAACAGUUUGUUUGUUGCAGUAAAUAAUUCAAUUAUAAGAGUUUCUGCAGAAACCUUCAUAAAAAAAGAUGAAGCUAGUUGGUCAUUGUCUAGUCAAGAUAUAUCAACCUGUUCUGAACAAGAUUCUAAUAGAAAAAUUCCAUGUAAUCAAUAUGCUGUGACUUUGCUAAAAGUUGUAGAUAAAAUAUUUCCUGGGCUAAAUGAUUCACCUUUACAUCGAGCCGGAGUUUAUGUAUGUUUAUCCAAUGGAUUAAUAGCUGAAUGUUCACUUCGUCAGGCUAACAAUUUACGUGCUCCAUCGAAAAUACACUGGAAAAGUGUAGAUCAUUGUCCAAUAGAUCCUGAUCGACCAGCAGUUGGUUUUGUCGCAAGUACACAAAAUUUGUACAUAGGUACCAAAAUAGGAUCAUUUAAAAACGCUGAAAUGCGUAUUAUGAAAAUAAAUUCUGUAGAAAAUUUGAAUUCAAUCCAACCAUUCAAAUAUCCUAUUCGCACAUCACCUGAUGACAGAAUGAUAAAACAAAAUAAUAAUACAAUAUUUGUACAUAGUUUCGAGUUUCACAAUGCUGUGUACUUUUUGUUUCGAGAACUGGCUGAUGAGACAGCUGAAAGUUGUGAUAAAUCUAUUGUUGUGUCACGAAUCGGUCGAUUGUGUAGUUCAGAUGAUGGAAACAUGUUCGGUGUUUUCAAUAAUUUUCUCAAAGCAACAAUUACUUGUCUGUCAACACCUGAAGAUGGUUCUAACAGUCUGGUAUUCACUGAAAUUCAGGCUGUGUAUGUGGAUCAAUCAACUAAAACUUUAUUUGGAACGUUCCAAACCUCAUCAUCAAUGCCAACUGCAUCAGCUAUCUGUGAAUACAGUUUGGUAGAGAUUGAGUCAGUAUUUAAUGGAGAAUUUUAUAAAAAUGAUGGAGUUGCCACAGCAACUAGGAAUGAUUAUAAUUGUGAUAAAGUUGCAUCAAAUCCGUAUUCGAAAAAUGACUAUCAUCUUAUGUUUAAAACUGUCAGACCACGAUACGACAGACCAAUUCUAGUACAGCAAGGCGAAAUAUAUACACAAAUUGUGGUCAGUAAAAUCCCAGGAACAUUAAGAAGUGAUAUGAAUAUGGUCAUUUUGUGA